UGGGAGGUCUGGUGGUGGUGGAGAUUAUGCGUGCUGAAUCUGUUUAUGUAGCUAAAAUUUGCUCCAUGGAGUUGUUAGACAUUGAGGAUUUGUUUAGGGAUUAAGGUUUAUUUGGAUUCCUGUAGUGGUGGUAGAGAGCAGAGAGUUGGUGGUUCUGGUUAACCAGAACCAGUCAAGCAGAAGACCAGAACCUCUUUAGUAAUGGAGUUGUGGGACUUGAGCCAAUCUGGGUUUCAUCUUUCAAGUAUUGGUUGGGCUACUGUGUGACAGGUCGCACAAGAUCACGAUCAGAGAUUGUUGAUCCAAAAGUCCACUGUCCACCUAAGAAUUAUACAGAAGAAGGGUAAAAGACCAUCCAUCCGAUUCUGCUGGGCCCAGAUGGAUGGCUUAGAUUAUCGUCGAGAUGCCGGGAAGGCGGGAACUUGUUCAAGGAAUAACUGGUUCGGGUUCUCAUGGUCUGUUGUAACUGUUGUUCUUGGAAAGCAGAGGGAAACAAUACGCUAUAAAGCUUAUAAUAAUUUGCAGUAAAGCAAAUAAUGGAGCAGCGUUCACUAAUCUCUGUCUGUAAGUUGCUCUCCAAAUACCCUUUUCGACGAUCUCCACGACCCACAUAUUCGUUUCUCCCCAGAUCGUCUGCAGAAAUCUUAGAAGGGUGUCUCGGCGACUCAAUUCCAUUGCCCGAAACGAAGAUUUUCAGUUCGCCCGCGUCGAAAUUUCACUCUUUUCCACGCUCAAUUGCUUUAAACCCAUCGACCCAGUUAAGAAUCCGUGUAGGUUUAAGGAAAUUCAGUGGUGAAUCUGCGUCGAGUGCUGAUUACAGCAAAGAGGCCGGUGAAAUUAAUCUCAAGUUUGCAGAAGCUCGGGAAGAGAUCGAGAUGGCCUUGGAAUCGAAGGAGACGGUUUAUUUCAACGAAGAGGCGGACAGUGCUAGGGCAGCUGUGAAGGCUGUCCUGGACAUGUUCGAGGGUUUAAUGGCGAAGUUGCCCGAGAACGAGAAGGGGGCGUUACAGAGAUCGAUGGGGUUAAAGAUUGAGCAAUUGAAGGCUGAGUUGGAACAACUGAACGAUUGAGGAGGUUCUUCAAUUUGGUGCCUGACCCAAACUAGUUUAGGCUCAAUUCUUAUGGCAUUUUCUGUUACUUUGCUUCUGAGAGGAGGAAGAGGGAAUUAGUUUUAGGCUUUAGAAUGAUGGAUUUCUUUGGCAAUCACUCCAUGUUAGAGUGUAUCAGAUAUCAUAUUAAAUUGAUGCUUCAGUAAUAUACAGAAUUUUAAACUUCAAUAAUCUAAAUGCUGCUUUAGAUGGAA
This is a messenger RNA of Nelumbo nucifera (sacred lotus), 1303 nucleotides long. The record is from RefSeq and is a predicted model, not a curated record. NCBI's taxonomy places the organism in Eukaryota, Viridiplantae, Streptophyta, Magnoliopsida, Proteales, Nelumbonaceae.